Messenger RNA from Aureobasidium vineae, 1047 nucleotides. NCBI's taxonomy places the organism in Eukaryota, Fungi, Ascomycota, Dothideomycetes, Dothideales, Saccotheciaceae. The record is from the annotation of a GenBank genome assembly.
AUGCUUGCUCUUGGUUACCACGAACGGGUCGAGACCAGAUCCAGGAUUCCAAAUUUCCUGGUUGAACUACGGCAGAGUGCAUUCGCACGCAUAUACACGGACGACAAAGAAGUCUCCAUCUUUCUUGGUCGACCACCACGUCUGAGUCGAAGAUUUUGUCAUUUCCGAAUACCAAUUGCCUUGGACUCAUUCGAGAUUAACGCGUCUGCUCCUGGCACUGAAAGUGUUGGACAAGCAAACGAGAUCAAGAUUGAUUACAGAGCAGGAUGUAGUUGGGCGGCUCUAUGUGCGCUACUCAAAGAGGAAAUUUUGGAGCUGUUUAUCGAAAAGAAUCGCGAACACUGCGUUCAACGAGCGAGUGUCAUCUAUGCCAAAGCUGAAGCACAAUGGCAGCAGCUACCCACACACAUGCGCUACGACGUUGGUUGUUUGAAUGACUACAGAAGGAGCCCAUUCGAGCGCGACUUUCUCAUUAGCGCUCGGCUGGACCACAUACACAUCCGCUUCCUAUUGCGAUUUAUCUUGCUGAACAGUUUGGCUCAACCAGACGACGAGAUGAUUCAGAUAGCACAUGAGAUGCUCACUUUAGUAGUUCAAGCCGUUCUAGCUCGCGAUCGCCUUGCGAACUCUGGAAGUGGUCUUGUGUGGAAGGUCAUCCUUUAUGGCCUACCAGCCUCAGGCAUCAUAUUGCUCGCUAUCCUCGAGCAACGCAACCCCUACCACUUCGGCGGCUUGUCGCGCGCCAAAGUCCUGCAGAAUCUAAGAAUCCUCGUGGCCGAGAUACAAAUCGGCGCAUUAUCACAUCCACGUGAGCCGAAUUUUGCUUUGCUCACCAGAGCCGCGCAGACUAUCGAGAACUUCCUCGAUUCGGAGGAGAGACAUGAUCACCAUCCCAAUGGUCAGAUCAACACUCACCAGGAUGCAGCGCCGGGACAGAUGGGACCUUGGGCUUCGAACUUGAAUCUGGAGGCUUGGGACUUUGACCUUGGGUUCUGGGAGAAUCUUGCUGAACAUCCCUUCUUGUCGAAUCUUGAGUUCCCGACAUAG